This is a messenger RNA of Priceomyces carsonii, 1773 nucleotides long. Its product is annotated as fungal specific transcription factor domain-containing protein. Bases 1 to 1773 code for a protein of 590 amino acids. Gene Ontology annotation, molecular function: DNA binding; zinc ion binding. The record is from RefSeq and is a predicted model, not a curated record. Lineage: Eukaryota; Fungi; Ascomycota; Pichiomycetes; Serinales; Debaryomycetaceae. Gene Ontology annotation, biological process: DNA-templated transcription. The transcript has a single exon.
AUGUUUGAGCAGUUGUAUAACAAGAAAAGGAGAAUAGUAUAUUAUGGAUUGGCAAGCUUCCGUCCAAUUAUGACUCCUUUUAUUUUAGACUUUAAAAACUCCAUUAGUCAAAGAAGAAAGCAGUGGAAAGCGGAGAACAAGAGAGGUAACAGAGAUAUGAAGAUUAUACAAAUUGUAAAUGUCGAAUCAAUCCCGGAAUGUUUUCCUUCCUAUGAAAAUACUUGGUCUUUAUUGAAUCGUUUUUUUGAAAGCAUAUGGUACAGGGCAUUUCCUAUAAUAGAUCAAGAUACUAUCUUAGAGGAUUUCAUGGCAAUAUUUCAGAAUAAUAAUGGAAAAGUGACCGCUCGAAAUAUGGAACAGGUUCAAUAUUCACGUAUUGCACUAAUAAUGAUCUUAGUAGAAUAUUCGAUACAAGAAGAUGAACUAGAGAAUGAAAAUUUGUAUGAUGUAAGUGAUAAGCUACUCAACUACGCAACAAGCUUGAUAUUUCAAGGAAACACUUUAAAGUUCUCAACUGUUUCUACAUUGCAAGCAUUGAUAUUAUUGAGACUACAUAAAAAAUAUAAUAUGAGAGAUAAUGAUGGUGGAGAUGGCUCAAAUGGGGCUCUUUUGCAUUCUUUGUGUAUCAAUAUGGCAAUAAAUAUGGGAUUUCAUCGAAAUAUAGAUUCCUUAUAUGCCGCAGAGAGCUUGACUGUGAGAAGAACCAUAAAAAAUAUUUGGAUAUUUUUGCUUCAUAUUGAUGCGUUAAAUUCAAUAGACCUUGGAACCCCUCUUCAUAUACACGAUGAUUACUUUCAUCACGCAAUAUUUGAGGACCAAAAUUAUAUGCUGGUGAACUUUAUUAAAACAUUCAGAUUUUGCGCUGCUAAGCUAAGUAAAAUGGAGGUGGCAGUUGGCGACUUGCUCAGUUGUAUAGCUAUCCUUAAAAAGUUUAUCCGCUCUGAUUCAUCGCAAUUAAUUUUGAAAGACUUUUAUGCUAACAGCUUAGAUACAUGUGAUCCUGAAAUAUACAAAGAUAUAGUUGUCAGAUUUUUCAACAUAUUUCCUGCUUUUUCUAUUCUUCUGAGUUGUUAUCAGGUCAUCAGCAUGGAUAAGGAAAACUUUGAAGACGAAUUGACAAUGACUAAGUUUCAAGAAUCAGUUGCAAGGUAUAAUAUGUUAAUACUUGUAUCUUUCGGUGGGUUCUUCUUGUCUUUAAGGAAGACAUUCAAAAUUUCGAUUCGACCUCUUUGGUCUCAAUUAUUUUUACUAGGUUUAGCAGCUUCAAAACAAGUUUGCUGCAGAGCAUUAUUAUCUUGCGUGGAAUUAAUGUCUAGGUUCACAAAUUUACAACUGGAAGGAAAGACAUAUGAUUUGAAGUUGUCCAAUGUUUUAAACUCGUCGAACCCGAAAGAGGAAAUAAUUGAAUCAGUUACGUGGGGUAUGAAUGAUCCGGUGGUCUUAAAUAAGGGUGUCGCAUUAUUUUUACAGACUGUAUCGAAUGCUCCUUUAAUUCUUUCUAAACAUACUGAAGACUAUGGUAUUAGUAUAUUAAAAUUUGGUUACAGCAUAUUUUUUGAGAACUACACAAAGAAUUUUGAGCAAUUAAGAGAAAUGAAAGAAGGCAUUUCUUUGGACUUUGAGGGUUAUUUUAAUAUAAUUUCUAGUGAAGAGUGCAAUUUCUCCGUCUCAAAUUACAAGGAGAAUCCCCAGACUCUCUCGGAAACCAUUCCAUGGGCAAGUGACCAUGCCUUGGAUCUGUGGGACGAUUAUUUCUUAUAUGAUUUUUUUUAA